Molecule: messenger RNA, 642 nt
Organism: Vanessa tameamea
Lineage: Eukaryota; Metazoa; Arthropoda; Insecta; Lepidoptera; Nymphalidae
Exons: 1
Coding region: 1-642 (213 amino acids)
Source: RefSeq, a predicted model, not a curated record
AUGCUAGUGAUACAAAGCCAACUUGCCGUAUUAGGUAUCGACGUUCGCUGUGACCUUAAUCCAAGGGAUUAUAUCGAGGCUGUUAUCAAAACAGCUUCACGGAAACUCGGGGUCCUGAACAAGGUGCGGCGUUUUUUCACGCCACAACAACUACUCCUGCUGUACAAAACGCAGGUGCGGUUUUGCGUUGAAUAUUGCUCGCUCCUCUGGGAUGGCUCCGCUAAGUACUUAAUGGAAGCCUUGGAUCGGUUGCAGCAACGUGCGGUCGGCAUUAUUGGCGACGUAGAGGUCACAAACACCCUCGAACCUUUACGCUUGCGUCGAGAAAUAGCAGCGCUGAGCGUCUUCUAUCGACUGUAUCACGGCGAGUGCUCUGAGGAAUUAUUCUCUUUAAUUCCUGCUUCCCCUUUCCUUCACAGAUCUACGCGUGCUGGCUCGCGAUGUCACCGCCUAACUGUGACUUCGAUUCCAUCGCGCACAAAGAAAUUUGGCAACUCUUUUCUUUGUCGUACCGCCAAAAAGUUGAACUCUUUACCAGCACACGUGGUCUCCUCCUCUUAUAAACUGGGUGCCUUCAAACGAGGCGUGAAGAGGCAUCUUGCGGGCUGGCAUGGCGAGGGUGACUGGUGCAGCUCAUUCUAG